GUAAAUAGAAGUUGAUAUCUUGAAUAAAAUACGAUAGAAAUGUAGAAAAAAACUAUACAAGUGAGCAUUAUUAAUUCACUAUUAAUGUUUUCUAUAAAGUGCUUAAUAUUAUUUUGAUCAUCGAUUCCUAUUAAGGUACAUAUUUACCUACUUACAUAGUGAAACUAUCAAAAAUUGGCUUGUAUGGAACUAGAAUGGAGUUUGUAACUGAAGUGUCAGAGUUUGUGCGAUUGAAGGAGGAGCCCGCUGAGCCAGAAGCGGAGCCCGAGCGGCGGCCGCCCGGCGCGGCGCGAGCAGUGCACAUCAAAGAAGAACCACAGAAUGAACAUCAGUCAGAUAGUGACGAAAUAGAAGAUUGUUUGCAACACACAACGAGUGAAUACGAAAUAAAGGAAGAUCCCUCAUGCUUUGAAAAUAUUGUGAGCGAUGUGAUACAUGGCUUGUGUGACGGUAGAGUGAAGGAUGAGGUUAUGCAGCCGGAGUCUGUGCCACAGAUCCCACAGACAGCCUCCUACUCGAACAUGGAGCGUGUGAGCGAAGCAGCCAUGCUGGCCGGCCUGUACACGGACCAUGAUGUUAAAGAUGAGCUUGUGCUGGGUGCGGAGUGCCCAUAUCGCCCUGAUGUCACUCUAGUAGUUCAUGGUCGCAUUGGCCAUACGCUUCGAGAUUGCUCUGUGACACUUGAACGCAUCCCACACAUUGAUGUGCUCGCUAAGCGACAAGGCACAACUAGUAGUGACACUGAGUCCGAUACUGAUAAAUUUACAUUUAGAGGUGAAUUUCACACUGAAGAGAAAGAACCAUUAUGUGAUAUUUGUGGUGAGAGACACAGUGUAAAAUCAGAUUUAGUGAAACAUGUCAUAGAUCAUAUCCACAGACUUCCGAGCAUGGAACAGGAAGGCGGUGCGCAGGGCAAUGCAUUUGCUGGUCAGUGCCAGCAAGAGCAGGAGCGGGCUUUGUGCCGAAGAUACGCGAUCCAGGACUGCCGCGUGCGCCUCGAACGGCUCCGACACCACGAGGCUCUUGCCACCAACGACACGCAACACACGCAUACGGAAAUUGAUGCGGAGGAUAUACACACUAGAGUUGACAAUGGGAAACCUACUUGUGAUCUUUGUGGAGAUAGUUUUGCACUGAAAUCGGAUUUGAAAAAACAUAUCAUGAUUGAUGUUCACAUGCCGACCACACGACGUUCACAAGACCUUAGUCUGAACAAGGAAUCAGAUAAUAGGAUUCAUAUGUAUGAGUGUGAUAUUUGCGGUGAAACAUUUCAGCAAAAAAAUACUUUACAAAUUCAUAUUCUAACACACUCAACACAGUCAAAGUCCAAGGACUCUAAAUGCGAUAACAUAGGAGAAAAAUCUUACAGUUGCGAAAUAUGUGCAGAGAGUUUCCGAAGUAGAUUCCGAUUGAAUAAACAUAGAAGAGUUCAUUAUAAUAUAAGUUCAUAUUCUUGCCACGUAUGCGAAAAAAGAUUUAAAAUUCCUUCUGAUUUUAAAAGACAUACAAGUUUAUGUAGUGACAAACGACCAUAUUCAUGUUUGAGGAUGUCCGCCAACUUGUUGAAUGCCGCCCAACCCAGCUGGGUUCUCCUAGAGAUCUCCUGCUCCUGUUGUGUUAUGUCCAAGAUACACGUAAUGCUUGACAGACUCUAG
This is a messenger RNA of Leguminivora glycinivorella, 1655 nucleotides long. Its product is annotated as zinc finger protein 271-like. The record is from RefSeq and is a predicted model, not a curated record. The transcript is spliced from 5 exons. Bases 195 to 1655 code for a protein of 486 amino acids. Lineage: Eukaryota; Metazoa; Arthropoda; Insecta; Lepidoptera; Tortricidae.